UCCUGGUUUUUACAAACAUCACGGAGAUCACGAUAAGAGGAGAAACGGAGAGGUCUGCGGAACUCCGUUUCUAUAUUCACAAUCACUACAAUGCGUCGCUCAGCGCUGCGAGCCGUCGAGUCGGCCAAGCCCCUCGCUCGAACUGCUCCUCGUACAGCUUCAAGGACCUUCGCUACUACUGUCGGAGAGCCGAAGGUCAAGGACCCUGCAGAGCUUGACCAGAUUACAACACUGCCAAAUGGAGUCCGUGUGGCCACCGAAUCUCUACCGGGCCCCUUCUCCGGCGUCGGUGUAUAUGUCGAUGCUGGAUCUCGGUAUGAGGAUGACAGUCUUCGGGGCGUGAGCCAUAUCAUGGACCGCCUGGCCUUCAAAUCGACCAAGUCACGGUCAGGGGAUGAGAUGCUUGAGGCAUUGGAGGCACUUGGAGGAAACAUCCAAUGUGCAUCGUCCCGCGAGUCCUUGAUGUACCAGUCCGCGAGUUUCAAUUCCGCCGUCCCAACAACACUUGGUCUCCUAGCGGAAACGAUCCGUGAACCACUGAUCACGGAUGAAGAAGUCGAUCAGCAGCUUGCGACUGCGGAGUAUGAGAUCGGAGAGAUCUGGUCGAAGCCGGAGCUCAUCCUCCCUGAGCUUGUUCACAUGGCUGCGUACAAGAAUAACACUCUCGGAAACCCACUGCUAUGUCCGGAGGAGAGGUUAGGAGAGAUCAACAAGGCUGUUGUUGAGAAGUAUCGCAAGACUUUCUUCAACCCAGAUAGGAUGGUUGUUGCCUUUGCCGGUGUUCCCCACGAGGAGGCCGUAAAGCUCACCGAGAAGUUCUUCGGAGAUAUGAAGAAGAGUGAAGGCCCUGUUCUCUCUGGGGUCGGAAUUGAGACCUCCCUUUCAGAUUCCGAAUCAGUCAAGCAGGAGCGUCAGGUGCCUACUGUCCCUCAGUUCAGUCCGACCUCGACAACCUCCAACACCGCGCAUCUUUCGUCGCAGUCGAAUAUCCUUUCGAAGAUUCCUUUCCUCAAAAAGUUCUCUACACCUCACAAUGAAACAACGGUCUCGCCGAUUGACUCCAGUCUCAUUCAGUCAUCGACGUUGGACCUCAACCGCCCUGCCCAUUAUACCGGCGGCUUCCUCUCGCUCCCUCCUAUUCCGCCUCCCGCAAAUCCUAUGCUGCCCCGUCUGAGUCACAUCCACCUCGCCUUUGAGGCCCUUCCCAUCUCCUCUCCUGACAUUUAUGCACUCGCGACCCUGCAGACCCUUCUGGGAGGUGGCGGAUCUUUCUCUGCCGGCGGUCCCGGAAAGGGCAUGUACUCCCGUCUCUACACCAACGUGCUGAACCAGCACGGAUGGGUUGAAAGCUGCAUUGCCUUCAACCACAGCUACACUGACAGCGGUCUCUUUGGUAUCUCUGCGUCGUGCAGUCCCACGCGAACUGCUCAGAUGCUCGAGGUUAUGUGCCGGGAGCUGCAGGCCCUGACCUCUGACACCGGCUACUCCGCUCUGCAGCCGCAGGAGGUCAACCGUGCUAAGAACCAGCUCCGUUCUUCUCUCCUGAUGAAUCUGGAGUCGCGCAUGGUUGAGCUCGAGGACCUCGGCCGACAGGUCCAGGUCCACGGCCGCAAAGUUCCGGUCAAGGAGAUGUGCGAGAAGAUCGAGUCACUGACCGUCGAGGACCUGCGACGGGUGGCCAAGCAGGUCUUUGGCGGCCACGUCAACAACCGGGGACAGGGCACAGGCAAGCCAACGGUCGUGCUUCAGGAAGGAGAGUUGGAAGGCUACAAGCUGCGACCGUUCCCUUGGGAAGAGAUCCAGGAGCGGAUUUCCCGAUGGAAGCUGGGGAGGCUGUAGAUAGUUAUAGUUCCCCGGCGGCCAUGUAGCACUAUUACAUCACUGUUGAUUAAUGUACAAUAUAGAUCUUUUCUUUUUUAUGUGCAUUUUCCCUUCAGCGGUCCACGGUGAUCUGGAUAAGACACGGCAUGUGAAGUGAUGAUACUCAUGGUGACGAUUACCACCAGUACUAGAGUAUAUAGAUAAUAAUGAAUUCUCACCUCAUUUGAGACUGAAUGUUAUGCGUUCUCGUCUUAUUUUCGCGCCAGUCCAUAGAGAACGACGGGUGUGAUCGAUCUGCUUUCUAGGGAGGCUACGGAUAUACGGAUUUCACGGUCGCGUAUGAAAGUGGCCAUUGUAAGUAUGUAGAUUGUCCUCACGGAAAGACCAUGCCACGAGAUUCGAAACCACACUUGGGAUUGCAGGAAGACAACAAGUAAUAAUAUGUAAAACAUAAGUUGCAGUCAAUGAUCACCCAUAAGAAGUGCUGUAAAG
Molecule: messenger RNA, 2313 nt
Organism: Paecilomyces variotii
Lineage: Eukaryota; Fungi; Ascomycota; Eurotiomycetes; Eurotiales; Thermoascaceae
Product: peptidase M16 inactive domain-containing protein
Exons: 2
Coding region: 91-1839 (582 amino acids)
Cellular component (GO): mitochondrion
Molecular function (GO): metalloendopeptidase activity; metal ion binding
Source: RefSeq, a predicted model, not a curated record